Molecule: messenger RNA, 7422 nt
Organism: Eriocheir sinensis (Chinese mitten crab)
Lineage: Eukaryota; Metazoa; Arthropoda; Malacostraca; Decapoda; Varunidae
Product: adenylate cyclase type 2-like
Exons: 23
Coding region: 2528-6931 (1467 amino acids)
Biological process (GO): adenylate cyclase-activating G protein-coupled receptor signaling pathway; intracellular signal transduction; cyclic nucleotide biosynthetic process
Molecular function (GO): adenylate cyclase activity
Source: RefSeq, a predicted model, not a curated record
AGUGGACUGGUGGCGGUGACCCGGUGAGGAGGUUGUGUGAGACCCUUGCUCCUAUACCCAAGAAGCCUCGUGCCGUGCCGUCCUGCCGCAGCUAAGUAACAUCCACACACGCACUCACGCUCUCGCCUCGUCUGCAAGCUUAGCCUCGUCAACCUUGCAGACAGACCGGUUCUUCUGCAUACACUACCUUGAUACAGUGCGUGAUUGUGGUGAUACACGAUUCCUAUAUGCUCUAAGAAAAUUAUAUUCGUGAACCACAUAAGAAAGGAAGGAAGUUUAUCAAAGAAAUAUUUAACCUAACGCUGAAGGUCUGCAUAUACGAGCUAACUUAGUGUUCUGUGGUGUUCUUAACCGCCCCCUCCAUACUCCCAGGGAUGACAUAAUAGAAAAAUAUAUUAGUGAAUUAUAUGAAGAAAGGAGGUCUAUUAAAGAAACAUUUAACCUAACACUGAAGAUCUCCAUUUGCGAGUUGACUUCGUAGUGUACUGUGGUGCUCUUAAACGCCUCCUCUAUACUCCCAGGGAUGACAUAAUAAAAAGAUAUGUUCGUGAACUACAUGAAGAAAACAAAAAAUUCAUCGUAUCUACACUAACACUGAGGCUCUCCAUAUACGAGUUAACUUAUUAGUCAUCCGUGGUGCUCUUAAACGUCCCCCUUUAUAAAUAGUGGCAACCGUGAGCUAUAUAUAAGAACAGCAGUAGUUUAUCAAGGAAAUAAUUGGGUUGGCAGAAGUAAGUGGCGAGAUAAAGGGUUGUGGCGGGCCUGUGUCUCUCUGGUCUGCGCGUAAUCAGUUCAGACAAAGGGCGCCGAGAUACACUCAAAGCGGGGACAGAUUGCAAGGGUUAAGACAUCUUGCUCUCAACUUCCCUAGCGGCGCAGAGAUCAUCAGUGGGAGUGGCGAGUGUUCCCUCUCCUGGCGCCCACCUGUCUAGGACUGCCACCGAAGAGAUACACCCAAAACGAAGACCGAUUGCAAGAGUAAAGGGUAAGAAGUAUUGCUGCCAACGUCCCUAGCGGUACAGCGAUCAUCAGUGUUUCCCCGCGGCGUGUUCCCUCCCUGGCGCCCACCUGUUGAAGGAUAACCAGGUGAGAGGUGAAGAGACUGUGUACAUAGGUGAAAGUGCAAUCGUGUACGUAUGUAAAGUCCACACGAGUGACAGCGCAAGCGUGAAGUAUACAUGGGUGGCAGUGCUGUUGUGUAUACAUGAACUUAUACAAGUGACGGUGGAAUCUUCUUGAAUACGUGAAGACUAUACAUUGGUGACAGUGGGAUCGUGUUCGCUUUAAAAGGAUACAGAGGUGACAGUGGAGUUACGUAUACAUCAAAAAGAUACAUAAGUGAAGUGACCGUGUAUACAUGAAGAGCAUACACAGGUAACAGUGGAAGAGUGAAUACAAGAACACAUACAAAGGCGAGAAACGUCUACAAAGGUGACAGUGAAAUCGUGAGGAGUGGUAUUGUGACAGUGCGAUUUCUUGACACAUACAAAUCCUACACAGGUGACAUUGCACACUUGUAUAAGGGAACACUGUACGUAAUAUCGUGACAGUGCAUUAUUCGUGUCUGGAUACAUGACACACCUACCUACCUACAAUCCCAGUCAGGGCGCCUGUUGCAUGUGAGUGGCGGGGUAAGUGAGUGAAGCUAAAGAGAGUAAGAGUGAGAGCGUUUAACGAGUGAAAGAGUGAGGGUGACCAAGCUUACAUAUUGAAAAGGGUAAUAACGGAGGAUCCUAUUUUUUUAUAUGUCCUGUACAGUUGGUGAAUAAGAGAAAGAAAACUGGUAUAUCCGCUACACUUACUUGUUACUGAAAAAAAGAAAAAAGAAGGAAAAUUAUGGGCCUUAACACAAUAAUUUCACAUAACUAAAGGUUUUCAUGAGUGAGACCAGAAAGCAACAGUGAAAUCGUGCCUGUUUUUUUUAUUUUUUUAUCUAUCUCAUAUUAAUAAAGAGAAAAGGAAAGUAUAGCGAUUGGACACGAUCGUAUCUCAUUCUUGUAAACCUCUCGGCGAGUGAAGUUAUACAAGUGAUAGUGAAGUCGUUGAAUAGUGAACGUAACUCGGCUCUCCCUACCUCUCACUGCACACAAUCAUAUCUUAUUCUUGUAAACCUCUGUGCUGGUAAAGAGGUUCUACAAGUGAUAGUAAAGUAAGUGAAUAGUGAACGUAACUCGGAACUCCUCACUGGAUACAAUCAUUUCUCAUUCUUGUAAACCUCUAAACAAGUGACGUAGCAUACAAGUCUUAGUGAAAUCGCUGCAUAGUGAAAGAAACUACUUAUUCUCCCUAUUUCUCACUCCCACGCGUUACUAACAAGCCUAGGGAACAAUGAAGCGCCCGGCCACAACCCCUCCAGCCUGUCAUCCCUCCCUCGAGCCUUGCCGGUGUUUGUGCGGCGUGACGGAGAGGAUGACAGGCGUGUGAGUGAGUGGGCCGAGGACAGAACAGGACAGCUACCCUCCCCGCGUUACGUCAGGGGAACCCCACCCAUGACUGUCUCUGCCGGCUGUGCUAAGUAAGGGUCGCCAUGCGGACUCACGAGCAGCGCCGAGCCACGGUGGCCAACGUCACCUUCGACAUCCCCAGAAUCACCUGCAGAGAGUGCGAGGACCAGGACGUGGAGGUGCAGGGCGAGGGGCCGGCCGUCGCUGGGCUGGCCAAUGGUCGCAGCAGCAUUGGGUCUAUGAAUUUUGACACGUCGCCGCGGAAUUCAGACGACUCUCAGGACCGCCGUUUCGAAGCCAUGACGCGCAACUCCCUCUCGUCCCUCCAGCAGCGGCGCCAGUCCACCGCCUCCGCCUUCAUCAAGGAGCCCCUCGCCGCCAACACCGACGACAGGAACUGGUCAUGGAGCUACCUCAGGGAGAGAUUUCGGGUUAAGGACUUGGAGGACCUGUUUGACCAAUACCAGCUGCGCCUCCACCACGCCAUGCUUAUCAUCUACCUCAUCCUGCAGCUCUUCCUCUCCACUAUUUUCAUCAUCAUCCUCGCCGCCGGUCAGGAGCCUAUCGAGGAGCUGGUGCCGGAGCUCACUGGUCACGCCGCCGGGCUGGUGGUGUGCAUGGCUCUGCUCGUCUAUGUCUACAACGAGGCCACCUUCAAGCAGUUCCCUCGCCUCCAUAUCGUCAUGUCCGGCCUCGUCAUCCUCACCAUCUUCGCCACCGACGUCGCCCUCACUCUGUUCUUCAAGGAGACCAGCUUUCCGGAGGGCGAGCAGCACUAUAAUAUGAAGUCCGGCAACAUUGUGUACCUGCUGCUGGUGGUGUAUGUGUUCCUGCCCAUCCCGUACAAGUGGCAGGCGGUGGCGCUGGCGGGCUUCCUCACCGCCGGGGACCUCGCCCUCAGCUACUACGCCAUCGGCACCGGACACCUGGACACCGAGCACCGGCACAUCGUUACCAAGAUGUGUGUGGAAGCGGCCAUCCUCGUCUGCGUCAACCUGCUGGGCAUCUACUGGCGCUUCAUGAGUGAGGUGGCCUUCAGACGAGCCUUCCUGGACAAGCGAGGCAGUCUGGAAUCCAAGUUCAAGGUGGAGGCGGAGAAGAAGCAGGAGGAGACGCUUCUGCUCAGCAUCCUGCCCCAGAACAUCAUGCAGAAGGUGAAGGCCGACUUCCGCAGCAUGAUCGAGCGGACCAUUUUCAACACCAACCCCGUCACCAAGAGCAACCCCUUCCCGAACCUGUACAUCAACCACCACCAGAUGGUUUCGAUCCUUUACGCGGACAUCGUCAACUUCACGGUGCUGACGACCAAGCUGAGCGCCGAACAGCUGGUGGGGAUGCUCAACGACCUCUUCGGCAAGUUUGACGACGCGGCGGAGGGCAACAACUGUCUGCGCAUCAAGCUCCUCGGGGACUGCUACUACUGCGUGUCCGGCGUGCCCGAGUACAACAAGGACCACGCCAACAACUGCGUCAAGGUCGGCCUCGAGAUGAUCGACAUUAUACGCGAAGUGAGAGAGGACCGGAAAGUGAACGUGGACAUGCGCAUCGGGAUUCACAGCGGCAGCGUCUUGUCCGGCCUGAUCGGCGUGCGGAAAUGGCAGUUCGAUGUGUGGAGCAAUGACGCCACCAUCGCUAACCACAUGGAGCAGACGGGCGCGGCGGGUCGGAUUCACGUGACCCACAAAACCCAGGAGCUCAUCACUGACCUGGACUACGGGUUCGAGAUGAGUAACGCGAGGGAGAAGGACCAGCUGCUGCGAGAGGAGGACAUUGAAACAUUCUUCCUUAUCCCCAACCAGAGGCGGACUAGGCGACGCAUCACCCACGUCUCGUCCACCAACAUCAAGACGCCCAUCUCAAUCAACAACGACUCCACGCAGCUCGACAACUACUACGAGGGGAACGUGCCCAAGCGUGUGGCCAAGGUGCAGCUCCCCCACGGCGUGUCCAGACCCUCCAUCCUCAACAGAAGGCGCUCCACCGUCUCGGAGACCGCCCUUUCGUCCAAGCGGCGGACGGUGGUGACGGACACCGCCCUCACCAACUUCCAGCGGAUCAUGGUGGACUCCAAGGAGAGCAUGGAGAAGGAGAUCGCCAAGAUGCCUCUCAGGAAGUCCGAUCAAUGGCUGCGCCCUGACGGCAUCCAUCCCGUCUCCCUGAGCUUCACCAAUAAACCCGAGUGGGAGCUGCCGCUGCUGCGCCAGCCGGACCCGCUCUACAAAUACUACAUCUUGUGCGCCCUGGUUGUGUUCGCCUCCAUCUUCGUCACGCAGGAGUCGCUCAUGCCCAGGAACGCCUUGGGGUGGCAGGUGGGCGUGGUGUGCGCUGUGCUGCUGCUGGUGGUGACGCUGCUGGUGUGGGUCGCGACCAUCCACCAGCACAUCGUGGACCCGCACAACGACCUGGAGGAGGAUACCGAGAAGCGCUACCCCCUUACCAGGUUCUUCUACUGGACUUCGAAGAGCGUCAUCUCGUCCAUCAGCGUGCGGGUCCUGCUCUACCUGGCCGUGUGCGUCGCCCUCUACACCUGUGCCGUUAUCAAUGUGCUGGAGUGCAAUGACAUCCUGGACGAGGCCAUGUCCUUCGCCACCACCGAUUUCAGCACCUCCAGCCCCGUGCCCCUCGCAAAUAACGUGUCCGGUGUCCCCAACAACACCAUGGCCAUCCCGCCCCUCUGCUGCGACCCCUGGUAUUUCACCUACAGCGCCUCCCUCACCCUCCUCGUGGCCUGGACCUUCUUCCGGAUGCACUUUUUCCUCAAGCUUAUUGUCUACGCACUCGCCGUCUCCAUCUACAGCUACUUCGUGUUCGACUUUGCGAAGGUGAUGUACAGCCACGACCACCUGACCGACUUGUGCCCCUCGCUGGUGGUGACGAGCCUCGGCGUCUCCCCCGGCAUGGGUCACCUCUGCUUCCUGGUCAUGAUCGCCCUCGCCCUCCACGUCCUCGACCGCCAGAUGGAGUACAUCAUGCGGCUAGACUUUCGGUGGAAGCAGCAGCUGGAGGAGGAGCAGAAGGAGGCAGAGACUACGCACUACGCCAACAAGCUGCUCCUUCAGAAUAUCCUGCCGCUCCACGUUGCCAAGAGAUACCUGAACCGCCAGAACGCGACGGACGAGCUCUACCACGAGUCCUUCAAGAACGUGAGCGUCAUCUUCGCCUCCAUCCCCAACUACAGCAAACUCUACAGCGAGCACAGGUUCGACCAGGACGGUACCAAGUGUCUGCGGGUCCUCAACGAGAUCAUCUCCGACUUUGACAUGCUGACCUACGAGGAGCCGUUUGAAGCCCUCGAGAAGAUCAAGGUGGUGGGCAGCACGUACAUGGCAGCGUGUGGACUCCAGCCCGACACCGACGCGGACGAGUUCAAUUCAGUGGAGCGAAGCAUGGAGGAGAACGUCGCCACUGUUGCCAAGUUCGCGGUGGCAAUGUUCGACAAGCUGGAGAACUUCAACUUAGACAGCUUCCAGGAGUUGCAGCUGCGGAUAGGCAUCAGCGUGGGCCCAGUCAUCGCCGGAGUGGUCGGGGCGCACAAACCCAUGUACGACAUCUGGGGGGACACAGUGAACGUGGCCUCCAGGAUGGACUACACGGGCGAGAUGGGCAAGAUACACGUGACAGCCACAGCGGGCGAGAUCCUGCAGAAACUGGGCUGGAACGUGACGUGUCGGGGGGAGAUCAAGGUCAAAGGGAAAGGCUUCAUGACAACCUACUUCGUGGACCCCAAGAGCGCCCCGAAAGACCCUUCACCGGUCCCCCCACCCGACACUCCCAACAACAACAACAAUAACCAUAAGGGCCGCAAGUCCAGCCAAGACAUGACGGGCGAGAGGCGGAGGAGCAGCCAGCUGAGUCUGACCUCCCUCAAGGGCUUCCUCUCGUCGCACAGAGGCAGCCUGGACAUCAACACAAGCAAGGAGGUGGACACACACAGCACACGUUCCCUGCCGCUAUACAAACCGAUUAAGAGCGAAAACGAGACUUCCGUUCAGCUGGAGAUGGAGGAGUUUGGGUCUGCCGGAUCGUCGCCGCGCAGUAGUUUCGACUCCAAAGACUCCGGUGUGGUGAAGGGCAGCUACCGGCCCUCCUACCCGUCCCCAGUGGCCGAGGAGGCGGAGUGGACAUCAGGGCCCGGCACCCCCAUGCAGAAAGACCCCGGCAAACUACCUGACUUCAUGGCACCGGGCGUCCGAAACCCAAACACAAGAUUCAGUAGUAACGAAACUAGUGCUAAAUCAAAACCCUCUUCCACUUUAAGGAAAAGUAGUUUUUCGACUCCUGACUUACCACAUAUGCGGAUCACAGGGUCUAUAGACAUUAGAAACUGUUUCACGAUGGGGUCUUCUCGGAAAAGUCAAAGAUCCCCCAAGGACGACAGGCGUUCCGAGUCUAGACAAGCGGAGGAUCACCUGCUGGAGUGGUCCUCGUCCUCGCCGCACACCACCAUCACGAUGGACAAGGACCAAGUGCAAAGCGUGCGGUUGUGAAUGUGGUUCCUCGUCUCUGCUACCCAUUGUGAUAUUACACGUAUAUUCAUGUUCCUAAUACUAUCAUUUCAAAUGUCAUUAGGACGACUGAAGACACUAACGUAAGUGUAGGAAAACUUAUAUUUUCUAAUACAGCUACUUCGGACACAAGGCAGUGUGGUGCAUGUAUAGCAAAGAUUCUGGUGGCCCAUAUCGGUUCGUGGCGAGUCUGCGCCUAUACAAAACUCACGGAAGGGAACACGGUGCUGUAAGGUUUAUAUUUAGCAAACUAAUCAAAGACAAAGAGGCGGCUUCGAAAACAGUUAUGUGUCGUGCAAGACUGUGCCGACACUGCAAAACUAGAGUGAUACGACGGCGUGAAAACGAAACCUUGAGACACAUUUGCAGCGAGGCAGCCUCCCCCCUCGCCCCUUCCCGUCCCCCCGCGUGUCCGUAAGGCUUGUGUUCGGAUACAUAUGAGUCUCCUUGCAUAUUAAAGAUUUACUGUAUCG